Telopea speciosissima is the source of this 393-nucleotide messenger RNA. RefSeq names its product ethylene-responsive transcription factor ERF098-like. NCBI's taxonomy places the organism in Eukaryota, Viridiplantae, Streptophyta, Magnoliopsida, Proteales, Proteaceae. Gene Ontology annotation, molecular function: DNA binding; DNA-binding transcription factor activity. The record is from RefSeq and is a predicted model, not a curated record. The transcript has a single exon. The coding region runs from base 7 to 393 and encodes 128 amino acids. Gene Ontology annotation, biological process: regulation of DNA-templated transcription; ethylene-activated signaling pathway.
GCGGGCAUGGAAGAAGAUAAGGAAGGAGGAGAAGGUGUUAAGUACAGAGGCGUGAGGAGGCGACCAUGGGGUAAGUUCGCCGCCGAGAUUCGUGACUCCACCAGGCACGGUGUGCGUAUGUGGUUGGGAACUUUUAAUACUGCAGAGGAGGCGGCACGAGCUUAUGAUCAAGCAGCUUUUCGGAUGAGAGGUUCAUUUGCCAUUCUCAAUUUCCCUGAUGAGUACACUUCCUCUGUACCACCUCGUCCUGCCUCUUCGUCUUCUUCUUCUUCUUCUUCUUCGGCUUCAAUGCAUCAGAACAGAGGAAAAGAAGUUAUUGAAUUCGAAUACUUGGAUGAUAAGUUGUUGGAGGAUCUGCUUGGUUCUGAGGAGAAGAAGAACAAGAAAGGGUGA